AUCAUCCUUCCUACGAUGCGAAAAGAGAAGUUGAAAUAAGUGGGAGAGAGGGACAUCGCGCAGCCUUAUGAACUCUAACGUCACGGUCGCCUUCUGGGUCAUCGACACUCCGAACGAACACUGAAGUGCCACACAGACCCGGAAGACACUAUUCACAACAACUCUCUCUCUCUCUCUGGGAGAUAUUUUCUCACAGUAAGUCAGCCUCCAGGAGACGACACCGGGCAGUGUGACAUGGCAAGUAGAGGCGGAGCUACACGACCCAAUGGGCCAAACGCAGGCAACAAGAUCUGCCAGUUCAAACUUGUGCUUUUAGGAGAGUCGGCUGUGGGGAAGUCGAGUCUUGUACUUCGUUUCGUCAAGGGCCAGUUUCACGAAUUCCAAGAGAGCACAAUCGGAGCGGCCUUCCUGACUCAGACGGUAUGUUUGGACGACACGACGGUCAAGUUUGAAAUCUGGGACACGGCCGGUCAGGAGCGCUACCACAGUCUGGCGCCCAUGUACUACAGAGGCGCCCAGGCGGCCAUCGUGGUGUACGACGUCACAAAUGAGGAGUCAUUUGUGCGGGCGAAGAACUGGGUUAAAGAGCUUCAGAGACAAGCCAGCCCCAACAUUGUAAUAGCUCUGGCCGGGAACAAGGCUGACCUCGCCAACAAGAGGGCGCUGGACUUCCAGGACGCACAGUCGUACGCAGACGACAACAGCUUGCUCUUCAUGGAGACGUCAGCCAAGACCUCCAUGAACGUCAACGAGAUAUUCAUGGCCAUCGCAAAGAAGCUUCCCAAGAACGAGCCUCAGGCGUCCGCGGCCAGCAGCGGGCGGAACCGGGGGGUGGACCUGACGGAGACGGCUCAGCCCACCGGCCGCUCCUGCUGCAGUAACUAACUCUUCCUGCUCAUCUUCCCCCCCCCCCCCCCCUCUCUCUCUCUCUCUCUCUCUCUCUCUCUCUCACACACCCCUCCCUCCCAACUGCACAUCUGGAAUCGGGCGUCUUGACAUCAGCCCUGAUCGUCAACCUCCCUCCCUCCCCCUGGAAUAGCUAAAAGACUCUGUAUAGUUGCAUUUCUAAUACCUUUUUUUUUUAUGUUCUUUUUCUUUCAAAAAAAUCUGUAUAAUGGAUGCAUGUAUCACUACAACGCAUAAAAAAACACACACACGUAAUCUCUUAUUCAGUUGGACGACUAGCCCACGUUUAGAAAGACGAGCGAGCGUGUGAGUUGUGCGCAGAGAGGCUCCGCCUCCUCCGGCGACUGGUGGUGCCGUGAUGCUCCCAAACUGUUCCUCAUUAUAAGAUGCCUGUCGUCAAGGCGACGGGGAAAGGACUGGUCCCUCCCUCCUUCCCAUCUGUUACACAGGAAGAUGUCUUCAUCCGAGGAUCCUAACGCGCAGGGCGGGAAGUCGAUUUUUGGUACCGUCCAUUUAUUUUUUUGUGAUUGUGAAAAAAAAAGAAAAGUUGUACAAUUUAAAAGAAAAGAAAAAAAAAUCUUUGAGAUUAUUGAAAAGGAGGGGAAAAAAAUCCUUGUUACACAUCCAGCUGGAGAUGGAGAUUUGUAAAAGUGCGGGAACAUUCAGGUCAACAGGACAAAGGGUUUGUUUUCUUCGCCAUUUUAACAAUCGAGUCUCAUUUUGACACCGAUUUGGGCUUCAUGUGGGGGGGAGGGGAGGGGGGUAGAAGACCAGGAGCCUCGAGGACUGCUGAGCGUCUCAUUCAAACCUUCAGACCGCACACUAACAGAAUAUUGGACUGCCGCCCCGUCGUCUGUGGAAACAAAAACAUAUAAAUAUAUAUAUACUCAAAUGUAGUUAUAGGGUGCAACGUCGUCUUCUUCCUCCUUUAGCGCAGCUCACGAGGAAAAAGUCUAGAGAUUCUGAACAAUUGUCCAGUUCAAUAGGUCUUUUUCUUUUUUUGGGGGCUUUAUCAUCGACCGCGUCACCAACCGGUGGAACGUUAAGCGGCGGCGGUCUCUCCUCGGUAUAUGCGUCGUGGUCUUAACGAACGCCCUGUCCAGGUGUCCUGUUACUUCUCUCAUGGUCACGUUUUGAAAGGAACUUUUAUUGCAUUGCACAGUGUUGAUCAUGUUUUUAAUUAAUGACUUGCCCUUUGGAUUUUAUACGGCGGACUGUAUUGGACUCGCUGACCUGCAUAUGUGAGCGGGGGGCAUACUUAACCCGACUGGUGGUCUAUCUUACGGCUUCAUGAAUUUUAAUGAUGUAAAACAGCAUUACUAGUGAUGGGCUGAUCAGUUUUGAGUGUCUGAAUACAAACUUAAUAAAUUCAAUAAAGAGGU
Messenger RNA from Pseudoliparis swirei, 2288 nucleotides. Its product is annotated as ras-related protein Rab-5A-like. The record is from RefSeq and is a predicted model, not a curated record. Lineage: Eukaryota; Metazoa; Chordata; Actinopteri; Perciformes; Liparidae. The transcript is spliced from 6 exons. Gene Ontology annotation, molecular function: GTPase activity; GTP binding. Bases 235 to 885 code for a protein of 216 amino acids.